Molecule: messenger RNA, 1083 nt
Organism: Raphanus sativus (radish)
Lineage: Eukaryota; Viridiplantae; Streptophyta; Magnoliopsida; Brassicales; Brassicaceae
Exons: 6
Coding region: 272-832 (186 amino acids)
Source: RefSeq, a predicted model, not a curated record
AAACUGGGAACAAUAACAGUACAAAUGUACAAGGGGUUGCAUGUAAAUAAAAAAGAGUAAAAAGUACAAACCUUUCUCUUUUGUUGGUUUUAAACUGAGAAGGCAAAACCAAAUACGAAAAGGCUGUACUGUUUAUCAUUCAUAUCCCAUAUCCAAAACCACUGAUUCAGUGUGCUAAGUAAAAAAGACCCUUCGUUUCUCUCUGUCUCUACCACUUGGAGAUUAAAGCUAAGAGAAAGGGCUCAGGGCUCGAAUUGAGGUGGUCUUAAAUAUGAGUUCUCGGAGUGAUAGGGUAGUUACUAGAAGCUCAAGGAGGAGGUCACCACAGGUGAACAAUGUGAAUGGGACACAACAAAGUGAACAACCAAGAACUGGGCAACAACCUCCAAUUGUGUCUGGUCCACCGACAAUCGAUGUUGAUGCUAUUGAAGAUGACGAUGAUGAUGUUGUUGAAUCAACUGCUUCUGCUUUUGAUCGAGCUAAAAGACACAAGUCCGGAGGCUCACAGCGAGGACCCUUGUUGGUUGAUGUAGAGUCAGGUGGUACCACUAGACUAAGCAAGAACCGGACAAAGCGUCAAUCUGAUCAAGCUAAUGUUGAGCUUAACAAUCCGAGAAAGUCUAAGACCGUAGCUCCUCCUGUCGAGGAACCAAAGUUUAACUGCCCAAUUUGUCUGUGUCCAUUUACCGAAGAGGUGUCAACAAAGUGUGGUCACAUUUUCUGCAAAAAAUGCAUAAAGCUCGCUGUAUCUGUUCAAGCUAAAUGCCCUACGUGUAGAAAAAGAGUCCUUGCUAAAGACCUCAUUCGAGUCUUCCUUCCAACCACCAGAUGAAUGAUGAUACACAAGAACAUCACUAGGUUUAAAAUGGUCCUACCCUUGAGAAGAUUGGUGUGGGGGAACAGCGCAAGACAUGUUUGUUCAUGAGUUAAUUAUCCUUUGUAAUGUGAAUAUCGUUCUGCUUAGUGAGAGAAACGUUUAGGAACCAAUGAAGACAUCUUUUUGAUGUGUGUAUUAUCAUCAGUGAGCGACUCUUUAUUGUUGAAAUACAUGGUUGAAUGAAUCUUAAGAAAACAUUCUACAUA